UUUAAAAAAUAAACCCUAAACCCUCUUUCCAACACUGAGAACCCCCAAAACGCUGCAGUUCCACCACUCAUCCUCCCUACCUCACCGCAUCGCACAAUCCACGACGGAAACCGAGAAAUCACCAGCGGUCCCACCACCUCUUCCAUCCUUUGAUUCACAGUAAGGUUCGGUAAGACUCCUUAACCUAAUGUUGAGUAAUUACCAUUCUUAAAUUCCAUCAUCACCAAUGCACAAUUUCAUAAAAAUUCGAUCUUUUUCAUGUUUUCAAUCUCUCAAAAUCUUUCCUUUCUCAACCCAACAAAUGGGUAUUUCUUCAAUUGCUGAUACCCUUUAUACCCAAUUGCACAAAAACAACGGUAUCAGCAUUGAGAAUUCAUUGUCAAAGACCAAAUCCAAAUUGGACUCUCAAUGUGUUAUCCAAGUUCUUACUAAAUGCUGUCAUAAACAACCUGAAUUGGGUGUUAGGUUUUUCAUUUGGGCUGGAUUUCAACCUGGGUAUAGGCAUAGUGGUUAUAUGUAUAGAAAAGCUUGCAACUUGCUUGGGAUUGAUAGGAAUAAGAAUAAGAAUUCUCAGGUUAUUUGUGAUUUGAUUAAGUCUUAUGAGUCAGAAGGGUGUGUUGUUAAUGUUAACAUGUUUAGGGAGGUUCUGAAGCUCUGUAAAGAGGCUGAGCUUGUUGAUUUGUCUUUGUGGGUGUUGAGGAAAAUGGAGGAUUUUGGUUUGCAACCGGAUACGGUUAUGUAUAAUGUAGUUAUAAGGUUGUUUUGCAAGAAGGGUGAUGUUGAAAUGGCGGAGAAGUUGAUGGGGGAGAUGAGUUUGAAUGAUGUUUGUCCGGAUUUGAUUACGUAUAUGACGAUGAUUGAGGGGUUGUGUAAUGCGGGUCGGUUGGAGGAAGCUUAUUCGAUGCUCGAGGUUAUGAGGGCUCAUGGUUGUUCGCCUAAUUCGGUUGUUUUUUCGGCUAUUUUGGAUGGGUUAUGUAGGUGUGGAUCAAUGGAAAGGGCAUUGGAGUUGUUGGAUGAAAUGGAGAAAGGUGGGGAUUGUUGUCCUAAUGUUGUUACUUAUACAUCUUUGAUUCAAGGUUUCUGUAAGAGACGCCAGUGGACGGAAGCGUUGAGUAUUCUUGAUAGAAUGAGAGCUUUCGGUUGCCUUGCCAAUCAUGUUACUGUUUUUACAUUGAUUGAGAGUCUUUGCACCGAAGGCCGUGUAGAAGAAGCGUACAAGUUGGUUGAUAAAUUUGUGGUUGAACAUUGUGUCUCGCGGGGUGAUUGUUACAGUUCACUAGUGAUUUCUUUGAUAAGGAUAAAGAGAUUCGAGGAAGCAGAGAAGCUUUUUAAGGAAAUGCUUGCUGGUGAGAUCAAACCCGAUACUUUGGCGUCUAGCCUUUUGCUAAAGGAGUUUUGUUUGAAGGAUAGAGUACUAGAUGGAUUCUACUUGCUUGAUACAAUUGAGAAUAUGGGAUUCUUGUCUUCCAUCGACUCUAAUAUUUAUUCUAUUCUUUUAAUUGGCCUUUGUCAAAAAAACCACUUGACGGAGGCCACAAAGCUUGUGAAAAUAAUGCUGAAGAAAGCAGUUCCUCUAAGGCCUCCCUACAGAGAUAGUGCAAUUGACAUCCUAAGAAAAUACGGAGAAGAAGAUCUUGUGAACCAGUUGACUGGUAUAAAUAAGAAACUUUGAUAAUUUUGUUACAAAAGAGUUCGAUAAUUUUGAUAAUUUAGGUAACUUGUACUAGUCAACUUUGAUAAUUUUGGCUGCUUCGUGGCUUGCCGGUCAAGGUUUGAAGAAGACGAUGGGAAAAUUUGGUAAUUUAUACUAGUCAACUUUGAUAAUUUUGGCCGCUUGGUGGCUUGCCGGUCAAGGUUUGAAGAAGACGAUGGAAAAGUUUUGGUCUAUGCAUACGGUGCCUCACCAUUACAUUAGUAGUGUAGCAAUACGCAAGUGAGUCUAUUGCUUAGUAAUAAUUGUCCGCCAUGGACCAAAUAUGAUUUUGGUGUAUGGUAGAAGCUGCCGUAGUUCUGUUAGUUUAUUGUCAUGUCAAAGAUUGUAAACUUUUAUAGUAUCUCACUAUGUACACAUGGAUAUAGUUUAGAAUGUUUUGUAGUUUGUUAGUCUAACAGACACACUUCAGUUACAUUUCUGUUAAACAAUGUGAUAUUGUUAGACUAUCUCUUUUUUUUAGUUUGUAGAACAGGAUUGUGUUUCUUGUAUGAAUAUCAUUGGUUUUUUUUUUGACGAUAUGAAUAUCAUUGUUACCAUGAAAAUAUGUGACAUAAUUAUUUCAGUGAAGUUCAUACAAAUUUCUGUCAGUUUUUCUUUCAAUUCUAAUAUGGUAAAUAGACACCACCUUCAAUGAGAUCUGUUGGGUUCUUGCUACGUUGUGUUCUGUGUUGACAGUAGUGCUGAAAAACUCAUCCUCAUGCAAUCUACAACUCUAGAGACCCCAACUACGAUACUGGAGUCGUAACAGCUGCAUUUGUGCCAAUUCUUAGGGAUUAUGGUGAAAACUUUUCCAUAGCAUGCAAGAAAUGACAAUAAUGAUUUCAUAAGCAAUGAAACUAACACUGAGCCACAACAUCCUCAUCUCUUCUACUACCUCUGUUCUUUCCAGGUUAGUUUUUAUUUUUUGUGCUGCCAAAAGUAAAAAAAUGCCUUGGAAUAAUGUUAUUAUGGUUCAAACAAUUAAAUCUUAUCACAAACUACAUCGUAGAAUAUAUACACCGACCAGGAAGUAAGACAUUACAAAAGGCACAUGACACUGACACCGACAUAGACUUUUUAUUCGUAAUCACAUGUGUCAGGGUGUAAAAGAUUUUAAAAAGAAUGUUAAGUUCCAUUUCUUAUCUGUUUUGUGUAAUGAAUAUUCUGAACCUGCACACACUAAGGCUAAGCUACACCAACUUUUUAUCACAAAGAUUAUAUUUUUUUUUUGUUUUCACCACUAGUAUCCGGUCCAUUGGACCGCCUAAUCUCUAAAAGGCACUGUAGCACUUAGAAACAACCAUCCCUGCAACCAAAAACUAUUACCAACUUCAUCAUUUGUCUUCACUUCAACAUGUUGUUAGCUACAAAAAGAGGUUGUAUUGCCUAUAGAGGAGCCUCUAGUAGAGCUCCAUCACCACCCUCUUCAUCUAACACCUUCAAAUUUUAGAUCUGAAUAGGGAUGGCAAUGGGCAGGGUAUGGGUAGGGUACUAUAGUACCCAUCCCCAUACCCGCGGUUAGAAAAAAUCCCCGUACCCGAGUCCAUACCCGUUUGGGUAACAACUUUAGCACCUGUACCCGUGUCCUCUGGGUAUGUAUGUACCCGUACCCGUUACCCGCAUUUCUAAUAAAAAAUAAGUAUAUCAACUAUAAAAUAUCAUAUCAUUUUAAGUUUUUAGUAUCAUUUAAAUAUUUUCAAAAAACUUAUUGUUAAAUUAUGAAAUAAACAAACAUUUAUGUUACAUAUGUAAUGGUUUAACAUCGAUGUAUUUUUGAAAAUUGAUAGACAUUUAUUUAAAUACAAUAAUAUAAAUCAAAAUAUAUAAAUAUAUAUGUUGUGCGGGUAUGGGGCGGGUAUGGUACUAAGUUGCCGAUACCCGCACCCAUACCCGCUUAUUUAAGUGGGUAAUUACCUGAGCCCGUGCCCGUACCCAUUUAUGCGGGUUUUUACCCUGCUCAUUGUGGAUAUUUUUGUGGGUACCCAUUGGGGAUGGGCCAAAUUGCCAUCCCUAGAUCUGAAGACCAUAAAAACUGCCACAUACAAAUUCCUCGAAUGGAAUUUAGCAAGGAAAAAGCCUUCUGUUUUGAACCUUUUGAAAGCCCGUGAUCCGAGUUGAAAAGGAGGGCUUCUGAUUGCAUAAACUCCAUAAUAAAGGCAUAUAUAAUCAACAAAUUACUUGAGUUUCUGGAAAGUGUUUACAAGUAUGGCUUCGAAAAGAAGACAAAUAUUUCAUACAUCAGAGGACAAUAAGUCAGUUUUAAGCCUAAGGCAAUCAACAAGAUGCUUGGUUUAACCCCACCAGGAGCAGAUGAAUGUGGAGUAUAAAAAUGACGAGAAGCAUUGAAGAAAAUAGACGAGGUAGGUAGAGAGGUGAUCAUUCCUGAAUGGUGAAAAGAGGGAUCCCAAUGGUUUGAUUACAAACCAAGUUACUUACCCAUUAAGUUCAAACAAGCAUAUAUGCAUCAAAUUUCACAGGGGCAGGCUCAGUUUUUUGUGAACAACAUUGAAAGUGCUUCAAAUUCCUCUAAAUUUCGGUUAAAUAGAUCAACUAUGGAAGUUUAAGAAAUUUUAGCAGGUGAUGACAUUAAUGUAUGGGAGUUACUUUGCGACAGUCUAAACAAGAUUGCAUGUAAGUAUCAUGCACUGGAAACUACGUCAUUUUUCGUUAUACUGCAUGUAGUUGUCCAUGUCUUAUAUAUACUGCAUAACCCCGAUGUGAAAUGCAUCAAUGCAACAAUGACAAUCACGGUUUGACAAUCAGUUUGGACUUUGGACGCAAUUUGGACCUUUUUUUAGCAGCAUCAGCAGAUACAGGCGCAUGAUCUUCAGCACAGGCACCAGCAAGAUGUUAUCAUCAUGUAUCUUCAGGAUUGCCCUGUUUGUGAAAUUUCCUUAACAUCAACUCUUGAAUCAUCAUAAAUUUACACAGUAGUCCAUUUAGUUGCAUCCAAAUAAAGCUGAAAAACUUGAGGAAUGUAGUUUCUUUGGUUUUAUUUACUGGAAGCUCACAUGUAGUUUCUUUGUUUGUUUUUAUUUUUUCUUAAUUUACUAUUGCUAGACCCAUUGUUUUAAACAUGUAACAUUUUAACAAUUUUAAUUUGAUGUUUAGAUUUCUAUUGCGUCAAAAUAAAUGUUAUAUAUCAACUAUAGUGUGGAGUAAUUUGGACAAACCGCUA
Messenger RNA from Vicia villosa (hairy vetch), 4871 nucleotides. Its product is annotated as pentatricopeptide repeat-containing protein At5g47360. Bases 227 to 1672 code for a protein of 481 amino acids. NCBI's taxonomy places the organism in Eukaryota, Viridiplantae, Streptophyta, Magnoliopsida, Fabales, Fabaceae. The transcript has a single exon. The record is from RefSeq and is a predicted model, not a curated record. Gene Ontology annotation, molecular function: protein binding.